AUGAACAGUCAAGAAAAUGUCACAGCAAUUUCCUGUUUCAUACUGGCGGGGUUUCCAGAGGCUCACAAAUUCCGUUUCUUAAUAUUUUCAGUUUUGCUAUCUCUCUACAUCAUCACCUUAAUGACAAAUAUCCUGAUUAUCCUGACAGUAAAAUCUGAUCCUAUAUUAAAUACCCCCAUGUACUUCUUUCUUAUGCACUUGGCCUACUUGGAGGUUUGCUAUAUGUCAGUUAUCAUCCCCAAGCUAUUGGAGACUUUGUUGGUAGACUCUGAAGUCAUUUCCUUUCUGGAGUGUGCCAUACAGAUGUUCCUCUUCCUGUUUUUCGGAGUUGCUGAGUGCUUCCUCCUUGCUGCAAUGGCAUUUGACCGCUAUGUUGCCAUAUGUCACCCUUUGCGCUACAUGACGAUUAUGAGCAGGAGUACUUGUUGGAAAAUGGUGACUGGUUCAUACAUAUUUGGCUCUAUAGUUGGAUUGAUCCACACCACUGUCACAUUUCAGCUGCCAUUUUGUGGUGUGGUCAUCAACCACUUCUUCUGUGAAAUACAGCCACUAUUGGGACUGGUCUGCAAUGACACUUUCAUAAAUGAAGUCCAAGUUAUUGGAGUGGCCAUGUUGGCUAUCAUGCUGCCAUUCUUCCUGAUCAUCCUGUCUUACACUGGCAUUAUCAUCACGCUUACUGGGAUGUCAUCCUUAGGGAGUAGACACAAAGCCUUCUCUACCUGUACAUCACAUUUAAUAGUGGUCAUUCUCUUCUAUGGGACAGCUGGUUCCAUGUAUUUAAAACCCAAAUCCUGCUACUCUCCAUCAGUAGACAAGCUUUUAUCCUUUUCCUAUACUAUUGCAACUCCUCUGUUAAAUCCAAUUAUCUAUAGUCUAAAAAACAAAGAAAUCCAGGGAGCCUUGAAAAAGCUAAGGAGGAAAAUGGUUUUGUUACAAAUCAAAAGAUGGUGA
This is a messenger RNA of Hemicordylus capensis (graceful crag lizard), 951 nucleotides long. RefSeq names its product olfactory receptor 10C1-like. The transcript has a single exon. The record is from RefSeq and is a predicted model, not a curated record. Bases 1 to 951 code for a protein of 316 amino acids. NCBI's taxonomy places the organism in Eukaryota, Metazoa, Chordata, Lepidosauria, Squamata, Cordylidae. Gene Ontology annotation, cellular component: membrane. Gene Ontology annotation, biological process: G protein-coupled receptor signaling pathway. Gene Ontology annotation, molecular function: G protein-coupled receptor activity; olfactory receptor activity.